AUCUCUCCGAACAGCCACAAGCCGACGACUAAAGGUUCAAUUAAAUCAAAAUAAUUCUGCAGCGCAGCCUACCAGCAGUUGUCUCGGGACGUCGGGUUUGUACUGAGGUGGAGCUCUCCGUACGGCUCUUUCGAAAAACAUGGAAAUGAAUUACAACGUUUCCAAAAGUGACGGCUUUCUGCAGCAGAAAUGGGACGCCUUCCUGGAUGUGGUCGGUGACGAUCCGGAACUGCUCUACGUAUGGUACCAGUCAUUGUACGUCUACUCGUUUUACUGGCUAAUGGGAUCACUUUACAUAAUGAUGGACAUCACCGGGCGCCCUCGGUUCCUACGCAAGUACAAAACCCAGCCAGGAAUGAACGAACCGCUCAGCUGGACCGAUUUAAAGAAGAUCGUUAAAACCGCCUUUGUCAACCAGUUUCUGAUCGGCCUGCCGCUGUCCUACGCCCUCUUCCAUCUGUUCGCCCAAGACGCAUACCCCAACGUGCGGAUUCUGCCAUCCGCGGUGGAAGUGCUACGUGACUUCAUCAUUAGCGUCAUCCUGUGGGAGGUUGGCUUCUACUACAGUCACCGGGCUCUCCAUCAUCGGUUCCUGUAUCGGUUCGUCCACAAGCGGCAUCACGAGUUCACGGCCCCGGUUGCGUGGGCCGCUCUUUACGCCCAUCCGAUCGAGCACGUCACCAGCAACAUGAUCCCUCCGCUGCUCGGGAUAGGGCUGAUGAAGAGCCACUUCGUCACGACGCUGGCGUGGUUCACGUACGUAAUGCACGAUACCCUGGCGACCCAUUCCGGGUACCAUUUGCCGGUGCUGGGCAGCAGCGAGCGCCACGAUUAUCACCACUUGAAGUUCACUCAAUGCUUCGGCGGAUGGGGUAUCCUCGAUUGGCUGCACGGUACCGAUGAUCAGUAUCGCAAAUCCAAGAACUAUCAGCGUGAUCGCCGGCUUUGGAGCGGGAAAUCUGCGCGGGAACUCGUCCCCGACAAAUAGACGUCGUCGUCGUCGCCCAUUGGCGCUAGACGGGUGAAAGGAGCUUUAGCCGACGUCAAAAGUGGGACGCGACCUAUAGUUGUCUUUAGUCAAUAGAUAGGGUUAAUUUAAUGUGGACUACCUCCUACCAUCCUAUCCUAGUUUAUACGGGUACAGUGCCAUUGUGUGCUAGUAACAUUUAUUUUAUGCCAUAGAAUAAUAAAGUUCAAUCGGGUCGCAACCCGUUAAGUUCAAGUA
Messenger RNA from Aedes aegypti (yellow fever mosquito), 1225 nucleotides. Its product is annotated as fatty acid hydroxylase domain-containing protein 2. The record is from RefSeq and is a predicted model, not a curated record. The transcript is spliced from 4 exons. Gene Ontology annotation, molecular function: C-4 methylsterol oxidase activity; iron ion binding. NCBI's taxonomy places the organism in Eukaryota, Metazoa, Arthropoda, Insecta, Diptera, Culicidae. Bases 140 to 988 code for a protein of 282 amino acids. Gene Ontology annotation, biological process: sterol biosynthetic process.